ACGCAAGUAGUCCCAAAGGACAUCAAACGGGUGGCUAUCACAAAGCCCCAUAGCCAAUCAGAACCCGCCAUGGAUAAAGCCACCUCCGUAGGCGAAGACACCUCCGUAGGCGAAGACACCUCCGCCACCAACCAAUCAGAAUCCCGCAACUUUAAAACCGGCCAAUCAUCGGUCGAAGAAUUCCCCGCACUCCCCGCGUUCCUCACGAGACCGAGUGUACCAGACACCGCGGGCGAGAGUUCGGGUGCGGAUAAGCCUACGAGACGAGAGUUCAACACAAAGAUAGACACCAUCGUACGCUAUCUUUUAUACCUUAAACACAGCAGCCCUGGCACUAAGUCCAUUGUGUUCAGUCAGUGGCAGGAGUCGCAUAGGAUCAUCGGGCGAGCACUAAAGGCAGCCAACGUCAAGUACGUGGAUCUCAAUGGACCUCAGAAGAACAUUGCCAUCCGCCAGUUCAACAUCGACCCCACUAUAACUGUGUUUCUGUUGUCGGGUAAACAGCAGG
Sphaeroforma arctica JP610 is the source of this 508-nucleotide messenger RNA. RefSeq lists its product as hypothetical. Lineage: Eukaryota; Ichthyosporea; Ichthyophonida. The annotation marks the transcript as partial. The record is from RefSeq and is a predicted model, not a curated record. Gene Ontology annotation, cellular component: nucleus. Gene Ontology annotation, biological process: DNA damage response; protein polyubiquitination. Gene Ontology annotation, molecular function: ubiquitin protein ligase activity. The transcript is spliced from 2 exons.